AUAACCAGGAAGGGCUGAUAUAGUCCAUACGAUGCUUCAAUCAUGUUUUGGUUAAGAGAAACAUAACAACAGGUUUGACUGCAUCCACUUCCAGUCGCAGUCAUGGUGUGCUGCCAUUCCUGCCCCAGGCUGUGCUCCCGCUCAUCGGCCUACACUCUGGCUCUGGGCCUGGGCUUUGUAACUUUGGGGACCAGUCGUAUCCUGCUGCUCAAAUUCUCUGCCAAUGCUGACAACAAGUAUGACUUCCUGCCUGCAUCUGUCAACCUACUUGCCGAGCUUCUCAAACUGCUCUUCUGUCUGGUUAUGUCAUUCAGGAUCAUAGUCCGAGAGGGACGAUCAUGCAGAGACCUGGGGUGCUCCUCCACCACUUCCCUGCUCACUUCCCUGAAGUGGGCUGUCCCUGCUUUCCUCUACUUUAUCGACAACCUCAUCAUCUUCUAUGUCAUGACCUACUUGCAGCCUGCCAUGGCAGUGCUGUUCUCCAACUUUGUCAUCCUGACCACAGCUGUACUCUUCAGAAUUGUUCUGAAGAGGCGCUUGUCUUGGGUUCAGUGGGCAGCAUUAGUUAUCCUCUUCCUGUCCAUCGUUUCCUUGACGACAGGAUCAGGGGGUAGCCAACACUCCAUAGCUGUGCCAGGUCUCCACUCUAACCCCCUCUCCACCCCCUCCAACUCCUGCCUGUUGUACACACAGCUCCUGGAGCAGAUGAGGAACAGCAGCGCCAGUGAAUCGUGGGUGUCGUCUCUACCCGGGCAGGCGUGGAGGAACACGGUAGUACAGAAGCUUCGAUCUCUGGGUGUGGGUCACAUCCUGCUCUUCCUUCAGUGCUUCAUAUCGGCCAUGGCUAACAUCUACAAUGAGAAGAUCCUCAAAGAAGGAGACCAACUCACUGAGAGUAUCUUCAUUCAGAACAGUAAACUGUAUGGCUUUGGUGUGAUAUUUAAUAGUCUGACGCUUGGGCUUGGAAGCGAGGCACGAGGCCUCACCGUCCACUGUGGCAUCCUCCACGGACAUAACGUCUACUCCCUGGGUCUGGUGCUGGUCACUGCUGCUCUUGGAUUAUCUGUGGCCUUCAUUUUAAAAUUCAGAGACAACAUGUUUCAUGUGCUGACGGGCCAGAUCACCACUGUUCUGGUUACCACCCUCUCCCUCUUCCUCUUCGACUUCCACCCCUCCCUGGACUUCUUCCUCCAGGCUCCAAUGGUCCUGCUCGCCAUCUUUAUCUACAACGCCAGCCGGCCAAAGGACCUGGAAUACAGCCUUCAGCAGGAAAAACUGCGAGUCAUCAACGGAGAGGUGUUCGAGAGGUCCAGAGGGGAUGGCGAAGAGCUGGAGCUCCUUGCAAAGCCCAACACAGACAGUGAAUCGGAUGAAGAGUCUUUGUAGUGUAGACUUGUGCUUCUACUACAAAACAGAGGAUUUUCUUCUUCACUGCUGCUUACUAUUAAGCUUCCCA
Messenger RNA from Scomber japonicus (chub mackerel), 1456 nucleotides. It is a transcript of the gene slc35a5, whose product is annotated as solute carrier family 35 member A5. The record is from RefSeq and is a predicted model, not a curated record. Lineage: Eukaryota; Metazoa; Chordata; Actinopteri; Scombriformes; Scombridae. Gene Ontology annotation, cellular component: Golgi membrane. The transcript is spliced from 10 exons. Gene Ontology annotation, biological process: pyrimidine nucleotide-sugar transmembrane transport. Bases 103 to 1386 code for a protein of 427 amino acids. Gene Ontology annotation, molecular function: pyrimidine nucleotide-sugar transmembrane transporter activity.